This is a messenger RNA of Eutrema salsugineum, 549 nucleotides long. Its product is annotated as pectinesterase inhibitor 12. The coding region runs from base 1 to 549 and encodes 182 amino acids. The record is from RefSeq and is a predicted model, not a curated record. The transcript is spliced from 2 exons. NCBI's taxonomy places the organism in Eukaryota, Viridiplantae, Streptophyta, Magnoliopsida, Brassicales, Brassicaceae. Gene Ontology annotation, molecular function: enzyme inhibitor activity. Gene Ontology annotation, biological process: negative regulation of catalytic activity.
AUGGAUAAUUUCAUGAAAGUAAUCGCUAUUUUUGUCAUGUUUGUUGAAAUCCAAACAGCCUUGUCUCAACCAAUUAUACCCCCUGGGGGACCUAAUGAUGUUAUACAGCAACUCUGCAAAAGAAACCGUUAUCAAAGCCUAUGCGUCUCUACGCUCAAUCUUGAUCCUAGAAGCAAAACCUCAUCAAAUCCCCAAGAGCUUGCGUCGAUCUCAAUCGAUGCGACGACAAAGAAAGUGAACGAGACGCAAGAAUAUCUCAUCUCCGUUAUUAAGACCAUCAGACGCCGUGAAGAUUGGGAGAUGUACGGAACAUGCAUUGAGGAGUACGGCGCGGCGAUUCGUAGGUUUUUACCGGCGACGUUGGCUGAUCUAAAGGCUAAGAAUUAUUCACAAGCGAUGUCUAACAUGAAAGACGUUGUAUCGGCACCGGGUAUUUGUCAAGACCAGUUCGCCGGAAAAUGUCCGUUUGCGUUGACCGGACGUAACAAAGCCGUCCAUGAUAUCGCCGAUAUGACUGCUGACAUCAUCAAAACUUUUUUUGUCAACUAG